This is a messenger RNA of Dentiscutata erythropus, 180 nucleotides long. The record is from the annotation of a GenBank genome assembly. Lineage: Eukaryota; Fungi; Glomeromycota; Glomeromycetes; Diversisporales; Gigasporaceae.
GAGAAGAGGCUGGACAUAUUCUUGCUAGAUCAUUACCUGGAUUGGGGUCAUGGAGAAAAUAUAAACCUGAAAAAAUUGUAAAAAUAACUAAAGAUUAUAUUUUUAAAAAGCCAGAACCAAUACUAUCUGAACAUACAAAACCUACCAAAUCUUGGACUAUGCUAACACCUCAUAUUCAAA